Panthera uncia (snow leopard) is the source of this 1272-nucleotide messenger RNA. It is a transcript of the gene DCX, whose product is annotated as doublecortin. Gene Ontology annotation, molecular function: microtubule binding. Gene Ontology annotation, cellular component: neuron projection; axoneme. The transcript is spliced from 6 exons. Lineage: Eukaryota; Metazoa; Chordata; Mammalia; Carnivora; Felidae. Gene Ontology annotation, biological process: axoneme assembly; photoreceptor cell development; retina development in camera-type eye. The record is from RefSeq and is a predicted model, not a curated record. The coding region runs from base 23 to 1120 and encodes 365 amino acids.
GUCUCUGAGGUUCCACCAAAAUAUGGAACUUGAUUUUGGACAUUUUGACGAAAGAGACAAGACAUCCAGGAACAUGCGAGGCUCACGGAUGAAUGGGCUGCCCAGCCCCACUCACAGCGCCCAUUGUAGCUUCUACCGAACCAGAACCUUGCAGGCACUGAGCAACGAGAAGAAAGCCAAGAAGGUACGUUUCUACCGCAAUGGGGACCGCUACUUCAAGGGGAUUGUGUACGCUGUGUCCUCUGACCGUUUUCGCAGCUUUGACGCCUUGCUGGCUGACCUGACUCGAUCUCUGUCUGACAACAUCAACUUGCCUCAGGGAGUGCGUUACAUUUACACCAUUGAUGGAUCCAGGAAAAUCGGAAGCAUGGAUGAACUGGAGGAAGGGGAAAGCUAUGUUUGCUCCUCAGACAACUUCUUUAAAAAGGUGGAGUACACCAAGAAUGUCAAUCCCAACUGGUCUGUCAAUGUGAAGACAUCCGCCAAUAUGAAAGCCCCCCAAUCCCUGGCUAGCAGCAACAGUGCCCAGGCCAGAGAGAACAAGGACUUUGUGCGCCCCAAACUGGUGACCAUCAUUCGCAGCGGGGUGAAGCCUCGGAAGGCUGUGCGUGUGCUUCUGAACAAGAAGACAGCCCACUCUUUUGAGCAAGUCCUCACUGACAUCACUGAAGCCAUCAAGCUGGAGACCGGGGUUGUCAAAAAACUCUACACUCUGGAUGGAAAACAGGUAACCUGUCUCCAUGAUUUCUUUGGUGAUGACGAUGUGUUUAUUGCCUGUGGUCCUGAAAAAUUUCGCUAUGCUCAGGAUGACUUUUCUCUGGAUGAAAAUGAAUGCCGAGUCAUGAAGGGAAACCCAUCGGCCACAGCUGGCCCAAAGGCCUCUCCAACCCCUCAGAAGAGUUCAGCUAAGAGCCCUGGCCCCAUGCGCCGGAGCAAGUCUCCAGCUGACUCAGGUAACGACCAAGACGCAAACGGGACCUCCAGCAGCCAGCUCUCCACCCCCAAGUCUAAACAGUCACCCAUCUCCACGCCCACCAGUCCUGGCAGCCUCCGGAAGCACAAGGAUCUGUACCUGCCUCUGUCCUUGGAUGACUCAGACUCACUCGGUGAUUCCAUGUGAAGGAGAAGAGAAUGUUCAGAGUCCAGAGUACAAAUCCAAGCUUACCAUUACAAGAGGGUACUUCUGCUCAAGGGUCCAACAUGGCUACUGGUGCUUUCAAGUUUUUAUUUUUUUGUUGUUGUUAUUUUUAAAAACACACUGUAAUAUGUUGG